This is a messenger RNA of Tachysurus vachellii, 3574 nucleotides long. It is a transcript of the gene mdfic, whose product is annotated as MyoD family inhibitor domain containing. NCBI's taxonomy places the organism in Eukaryota, Metazoa, Chordata, Actinopteri, Siluriformes, Bagridae. The record is from RefSeq and is a predicted model, not a curated record. The transcript has 5 exons. The coding region runs from base 332 to 1072 and encodes 246 amino acids.
UCCGGAUGUGAUGAAAAGAAAAAAAAAAAGUUUCAAUUCGAAUUUUCUUCAACUAACUCACGACUCCGAAUCGACUCAGAGCAGUGCAGCUCACUGGAAAUGUUUGUUUUAACGGAGUUUUCGUUUAUCCUGAAAAGAUCCUGAGCUGUUUUCUAUCUAUUUUUUGAACGGGGGAUGAGAUUUAUUUUGUCACAGGAUGAUAAACAGGAGGCACCGUUGAAAUGAAGCGGUGGAGUUUAAAACGGGUUUAAAAGGGUUGACGGCUGAUACAAAAGGGUGGCUUGGGUAUUUGUUUCGGGUGUGUUCAGUAUCUCAACAAGAGGUCUGGCUCAUGUCCGCGGAGACAGUGUUACCUCCGGAGGGGCCUGUAGGUCCGGACAAGCAACAGCAUGAGACGAGUCUGCUGCUGGCUAACUCCCAAGACACAUGCCACACUGAUGCUAAAGGAUUGUCUGAUACCACAGAAAAGAACACAGCUCCAUCUUCCAGAGACCGCUGUGUUGAUGUGCAGGAGGACAUGAGCAGAGAGAGCCCCGCUCAUGGUGACCCUAUAAGAACCCAGCCUCAGCCCGGUGAUGGAGAGGCCACACGGCUGCACAAUGGCCUCCACCCAGGCAUGAGCAAUGGCCAUAGGACUCCACCAGGAGCCACACAGCCUGCAGCCGCUUCUGCCUCCUUUUCUGAGAUGAGGAAACCACCACCUCCUGUGUCUCAGCGUGUGCAGAAAAAACUGCGUUCUAGCCUGUCCGUCAACAGUGACAGCAGCAGGAGGAGCAAAGGCAGUUCCACAGGCUCCCACAAACCUGGCUCCUCUCCAGAAGACUGUUGUGUGCAUUGCAUCCUAGCCUGCCUGUUCUGCGAGUUUCUCAACCUGUGCAACAUGGUGGUGGCUCAGGCAUCAUGUGGCGCCUGCACAUCAGAGGCUUGCUGCUGCUGCUGCUGUGGAGACGACCUAGGAGACGACUGUAACUGCCCCUGUGACAUGGACUGUGGCAUUAUGGAUGCCUGCUGCGAGUCCUCUGACUGUCUCGAGAUCUGCAUGGAGUGCUGUGGCAUCUGCUUCCCCACAUAAAAGCUCUGUUUGCCAGUAGUUAGCACAUGGAGACAGAGACAUUCCUGUGUGUGAAAGUACACGUGUGCCUGUUUGUAUGUAUCGUGUUCUUGAAAGUAUGCAUGCAUGUACACACUCUUACGUACAUGCAUGUACACACUCUUACUGGCCUCCAUCCAGCUGAGCAAACAGAUGCUUCAUCAGUUUAAACCGAUUACACAUGUUCUGUAUUUUUUUGUGUAUGUUACGUUUAAAGUAAAAUUAUGACCGUCAGUUACUACAUUAUCUCUAAUUUAUCUCUAAUUGUUGACACCUUUAAAAAAACAUAGGCAAAUCUUACUUUCUGAGAUAAUCAUUACACCCAGUGAUUCAAAAUGAAUUGGAGAAACCGCUUACACUACUUUAACCAGUGUACCUUUGACAAGUACACUGUUCAAGUUUAAGUUCAAGCUUAUAACACAUUUCAGUGCAGAAUUUGAGAGUGUGAUUUGUGAUCAUGUGUGUUUCCCAGAUGAGAUGUUUUUGGUGAAGGGGGAAAAAAGGGAACUGUAUACAAGAAAAAGAGAAGAAUCCCAUAGUAAAAUAUGUUAUGAAGAUUGAUGGAUUUAUGACUUUCACUAAACUCUAGAAUAUUAACGUCCAAAUCAGCCCUGAAGUUUAUUGCUAUCUGAUAGCACAUUUGACCACUGUUGAAAAUCUUUUGUCUGAUUUAAAAAAGAAUAUGGAGUAAAAUGAAUAAAGGGAUAUAAAGGCGCUUGAGAAGACAUUCUAAGAUCCCUUCUUGAGAUUUCAACAACUUUAAUGGGCUUUAGAGAAAGAUGCUCGGUGCUGUAAUUUUCUUUGUAGUAGGCUUUACCAAAAAAUAUUUAUUUCAUACCAAAUAAUUGCUUUUUAAUUAAAGCCAAAAAGAAUUCCCAUAUCUAUAUAUAUAGAUGGAGAAUCCCAUUCACUGCAUGCAUCAUUCAGAAUAUAUUUAUAUUUGCUCAUGUUCAUAAAUCAUGUCAAUAAUUCUGGAGAUGUCCUUUCUUGACAAGGUCUAACAGUGGUGUUUCGUGUCUUACCUACUAGUUUAACUCAGUUUAAACCAUGAUUUUGUAUUUCUUGUCUUACUCUAGAUUACAUUAGAGUAGACUUCUAACUACUAUGCUCUAAAUCAACACUGUAAUUUCCACAGAUUCACGUCUCUUUUAUAUGGCAGAGGGCAAGGCUCUGCACAUGUUUCAUGGGUAUUUCUGUCUGUUUGGAAAGCUUUCUUAAAGCAUUGUCUACUGUAUCUUGAUUCAUUACAGGUCUAUACUUUUGAGUGUGAUGGAAAGACGUUAGGAAGGAAUAAUGAACGAUGAUUCAAUUGUGGAAGAAAUAAAUGUAGAUAGUUCUUUGUACUUAACAACACCAAAUCCUGUUCAUACUCAAUUUCUCUUUAUUUCACUCAGUCUCGAACUUCACUACAAUCUAAACUUUCUUUUUAAUCCCUGUUAAUGUAAAUGCAUAGUAGAUUCUUGUAUUAAAUACUGGACAUAUUAUUCAAAACAAUAAACAUUCCUGAACCAGCGUUUUUGAGGUUGGUUGUACAUGUAGUCAUGAAUCUACAUGAAAUGAUUGAAUUAAUUUUAUAUGAACGGUUAUAUUUUUACAGUCAUAAUGGCCCUUAUUUAUUAUCGUUGCUUAUAGUCAAAGCUGAUUUCAUCCUUGGUGUAUCAGUGUGGUCAGACUCACGUCUAAUCAGAGUGUGUGGGAAAAUAUUUGAGCGUUCCACUUUACCAAUGUUUGGUUUGUAGUUAAAUCAUCAAUUAUAAUAUUCUUAGAAUGAAGAUUAUCAUCAAUAAUUCUAUUUAAUAAGUAGAAUAGUAUAAGUAGUAACAAAAAAAAUCAAAUAAGAUGAUCAGAAUUGCGAUUAUGGAAUCUUUGUACACAUAUAGAGGUAAUAGGUUUUUGUAUCGCUAUACGUAUGAAGCUGAUUUAUCAUUUGUGCUCUUUUUGAUAUUGUUCAUUAUUUUCCUGAAUCUGACACAAUUCCAUUCAACAGUCUUUAUACUCAAAUCUGUGCUCAUGUCUUUUUAACUUUGGUGGAUAAGGGUUAUUCUGAUACGUUUGGUACGGCUUGUGUGUUUUUGUUAAAACUGACUCAUCUCUUCAAUGUAAAAGACAUACUUGCUUAACUGCACUUUUCCAAGAGGGAUAUGAUUGGAAUUAGUAAAUAGCAACGUUGGAUGCACUAAACUUUUUUUUUUUAAUCUCAAGACUCUCAGAGCACAAGCAAAACUCAGUAAAACUAGUUUUUUUUAUAUUUUAGCUCUGAGCCACUGCAGGGUAAACGUGUGUGUUGGAUGUAAGACAAUUUGGUAAAUACAUUUUGUAGAGUGAUUAUUAACCCUAAAUUUACCAGUAGUUUGUUUGGUGUAUGAAAUGCUUGAAAUAACAGGGCACUUCUUCAGCAAACUGUAUCUGUAAUUGUGUUUUUUUGUUUGUUUGUUUCUUUCUUUCUUUAAAAAAAACAACAGCUAAUAAACCCAUUAUUAUGAA